GUGAGAGAAGUGCUUUUUGGUCAUCUUCAAUAAUUGUAAAGGAGCAAAAAGAACUGUGAGUGUCACAGCAGUUCUGGUUGUCCGCCGUUGUCACGCUUUCCUUGCUCGAAAUCGGAAAGAGAUCUGCUACGCUCACCGCAAGAGGCAACAGAUGGCAGCCGGCUGAUAACAGCUUCUGGUGCUUUUUGAUGGACAAACAGGUGGCGGUAGUCUAGCCAACAGCUUUCAAGUGCAGCACACGAAAAGGUAUCCUUCUCACAAAUUAUCACUGUUUGAUUCUCGUUACUUUUUCCUGCAAACAUCAACUACCACUUGCACAAAACGCUUCUUUUCCAACACAGCUCCACAAUGAACCCAUCCUCAAGUACCCCCAACAAAUCUGGAGCCAAAGCCACCAAUGUGCGAGAGAGUUUGAUGGCCAGACGUGCGAUGGAAGGUGACAACAUGGGAAUGGCUGAAGGCGAUGUUGUUAUGAGGGCCUCGACGCCAGCGGAAGCUCGUCAACUUCGCUUGGCCAAGUUGUCUCAAAUCUUGGCGUUUGUGUUGGACCUGACAGAGGACGAAGACUUUUAAUAAGAGCACUGUUUGCUCUUGGGUUUUGACCGCACCUAGCAUCCAACAUGCACAAUUAUGAAACAAAAUUCACGCUACCGAACAAUGUACCGUACGACCUGAGCAAUGAACUACGAACAAACAAGCUACUACCGAUACAUGACAUGAACGCCCUCCGAAAUGGAACCACUCUAUUGAUACCAAUAGCGCACGAUGAAAAAACAUCUUGCUAGCUAGCCGAGCUAGCUGCAACGAAAGUGUACUAGAAAUUUACUUAUUUUUG
Messenger RNA from Seminavis robusta, 835 nucleotides. The record is from the annotation of a GenBank genome assembly. Lineage: Eukaryota; Bacillariophyta; Bacillariophyceae; Naviculales; Naviculaceae.